AUGGCCGUGCGAGUGCGGCGAUGGAGCGAUGUAGAGGCGCGUCGACGUCCUUUGCACCGCGCCGCAUACGAUAAUAGCACACCUAGUCCUGCUCCUGCUGCGCCUGCAUCUGCCGAUCCUGUAAUGUCUUCGGAAAGUAAUAAGAACGUCCCAUUAGCCGUCAUGGAGGACACUCCCGAAUGCGUCAUUUGUCUGGACGAACUAACGCUGGGACGCGCGCUGUUCACAGCCGAGUGCGGCCACCGCUUCCACUUUAGCUGCUUGUUGGAGAAUGUCAACCAUGACGAAGCUAACUCGGACAAGUGCCCAAUUUGCCGUAAAACGCAGAAGCAGUGGCCUGAACAGACGGAAGGACUUGUUAAAGCCCAUCCUUAUUGUACAAAUUGCGGGAAAAGAGGAUCAGGAGGACAAUUCUGCGACGGAUGUGGACAAUCACUGGCCCACACCCCAACAGCACAGGAACGCGCUCGAGCGGCAGCAGCAAGAAGUAACGUGGUGGUGGAGUGCCCCACAUGUCGUAUCCGCUGUCUAGUGAGCACUACGGCGCGUGGCACGCUUCAGUGUCCCAAUGGCCAUCUGUUCCAAUUGCGGAUGCCACCGACCAUGGGCAGCUCGCAGGGCUUACGGCAGAGCUUCACAGGAGGUGGAUCAGUCCCAGCAACUUCAGGAUCCAGGCCCAUCAUGCGUCAAUGCCCCACGUGCUAUACGCGCGUGCAGAUGCCCCCAGGCAGUCAAGCUGGCCAGUACAUGUGUCCCCAUGGACAUACCUUCUACUUUUCUCCGUUCCAAUAG
This is a messenger RNA of Peronospora farinosa, 792 nucleotides long. Lineage: Eukaryota; Oomycota; Peronosporomycetes; Peronosporales; Peronosporaceae. The record is from the annotation of a GenBank genome assembly.